Messenger RNA from Lotus japonicus, 4114 nucleotides. Its product is annotated as probable caffeine synthase MTL2. Lineage: Eukaryota; Viridiplantae; Streptophyta; Magnoliopsida; Fabales; Fabaceae. The transcript is spliced from 3 exons. Bases 2392 to 3321 code for a protein of 309 amino acids. Gene Ontology annotation, molecular function: S-adenosylmethionine-dependent methyltransferase activity. The record is from RefSeq and is a predicted model, not a curated record. Gene Ontology annotation, biological process: methylation.
CAGGGAGCCGCUCCGCUCCGCUACGCCGCUAUAGAGCCGCUAUUUGCCGCUAUUGACUACUAUGGUAAAACGAUCGAUUUGAUAUUUAACUAUUCUAGAUAAUUUAUCAAGAGAGAUAGAACUUUGGCCUCUAUAAGUGAUUGGGUAUGCUCAACAUACAUAUAUGAAUUUCCCAUUAUAUCUAUUCACUUCUUCUACUUACACUCUCUGCACAACUUCACAUUAUUAGGACAAUGGUUGAGAAAUAUUUUUUUUUUGAAAGAUAAAGGAAUAUAUAAUCAUAACCACAAAAAAUCCCUAAGGACAGCACCCUUAAGGAGGAAAGAGCCCCAAAAAGCGAGGAAUCUAGAAGAACAAAAUAUAACCCUUCUAAGCCGAAAAAAGGGAUCAACACCGACCUAAUAACCAAACCGGACAUCAAUGGGAAAACAAUAACACACCCAAGGACAGCCCCAAAACAUAGCCCGAAAACUACACAAAUCAAGCCUUGAAGUGAUCUUCGUAUACCUUUUCCAAACCUCGAAUAGCCUCUACGUCGCUUCCCUCAAACUCAAGCCCCAAAACCUUGCCAAGAAGCCACGUCUUUUUUGACCGAGUGAAGAGAGGGCCACCGCUCGCCGGAACAGAAGCCAACGAAGCCAAAUGGGAAGAGCCCUCGUCGACACCCCUCACCGCCACGCAAGCCAGGGGGCGAGCAUGGGGAAUCUUUUUGGGUCGACCACGCCGGCGGGGCAACAGAGCAGGCACCACAUCAGCCAGGCCCUCAACAGGCACAGAGCCAGCGACCUCCUCCGCCUCAGCGAAAGGCAAAGCCGCGGAAGGAAGAGGCCCUGACAGAGCCGGCGAGACCACCUGAAGCGAAGAGGUCCCAACUGCCGAAGAUCCAGAUCCUGAGGAGACUGAAACAGAAGAAUUGGGGCAAACCCAACUCUCACUACUCAAACCAUCCGGAUGCAGACGCAAGAGAAGAAAAUUCCUCAAAGCCGUCGAACACCAAGAACCCAAAGCCACCGACAGAAGAGAGGGAGCAAAAGACAAGCAGAAGCGAGGACCGUAGGAGAGGUUACGAUUCCAUCUCCCAACCGAGGAACCUUUGAGAAGAAAAGACAAACCAUUCUCCCAAAAACCACGCACUUCUGCAAGAUUUACAUCUGAGAAAGCACCCCUCUGAUCUACAACCACUUCCGCCUCCUCAACAACAGCUAAACCGUCUCUAUGCCAACACUCGUCCCCAGCCAAAACCAGCGCCAAACUACCAUCACUGACAUCAUUUAGCCCUUCUCCUAUCUUCGCUUCAUCAUCCAAAUCGGAGCCCGUAAAGGAAAUCUCUGGGAAGAGGAAAAUAUCCGGCACUCUCAGCAUCGUUUCAUUCCUACAUCCAACACCACCGAUCAUCCUUAGCUCAUCCUCAGGAAAAGGAAUCACGCCACUAACCUUCCUCUGCCCCAAGACAGCAUCCCGCCAAGAAACACGCGCAACGAGCCUCUGCCCCUGAUCAGAGGAAGCCUGAGAACUCAACCCAAAACCGCUCCGGGGAAAGCCACAGUCCCGAGGGGCUCUGGCCAAGGAAGCCGACAGGGAAGCACUCCCCAAACGAAACCCAUUCAGACCUUGAAUAGCCUUCAGCGCUUGAUCUCUCAAUCCAUAACGAACAAAACCAAAUCGGAAAAAUCUACCAAACUUCCUCUGCCGUUGAACAAAGAGAUUGACAACCUUGCCAAACUUCGAGCAAAUAUCACGAAGAUGGAGGUAAUCGGACGACUCUUCGAUCCCGUCAAUGAACACAGAGAAGCAGGACCUCCUACCAGCGCUGCACCAUCUCGUUCCUCCGUCUGCUUCACCGUCCAGCUCAUCACCCUCCUCCUCGCCAUCCACUUCGCCUACGCCUCGAUCAGCCGUCGACCCAAUCUGUCUCGUCGCCGCCGAAGGAGGGGCGAAAGACCUAGAAGCCCUAGCAGAGGGGAACAUAUGUUUUUCUAUUAUCCCAAAAAUAUAAAAAAGGAAAUGAUAUGGUUGAGAAAUAUUAAAAGCUUUGUUUUCCACUAAAAAUGAUUAUUUUGAAAUCUUAGUUAAUUGUCUCCAAAAUUCAAGGUAAAAAUAUUCUUAUUGUUUGACUUAUUGUUAUUGAUACUCCCUCCGGUCCUAUUUAUAAGCAUGAAAGAGAAGAAAAAUCUUGGUCCUUUUUAUAAGAACCAAAUGAAAGUUUGAGCUAUAUUAAUUAAUUUUUUCCAAUGAUGCCCUUAUUAAUUCUAACUUGUAAAAUGUGUCUCAUUAAUUAUUCUCUCUCUUUUCCACUUUCCAACACUAAUAACAAAGGGUAAUUUUGGAAGUUCAUUUUAAUUUAAGACAAAUUUAAUGCAUUUUAUCUAGUUUAACUACAUUUCUUAAACUAUGCGAAUUUUUUUUUUGUUGCUUAUAAAUAGGACCGGAGGGAGUAUAUUUUACUUUAAUUUUCAGAGAAAAGUGAUAUCGGAAACACAACCUAUUCUAGAAGAAAGUAUCAAGAGAUUCUUGCAUCAAACCACUUUUAAAAGUAGUUUGAAAGUGGCAGAUUUAGGUUGCUCCUCGGGACCAAAUGCACUUUUGGUCGUAUAUAAAAUAUUGACUAUCAUCAAUGAAACUAAAAAUAAUUCAAAUCUUGAGGCGCCUAUACUCCAAGUUUACCUUAAUGAUCUUUUUGGAAAUGAUUUUAGCGGUAUCUUCAAGUUACUUCCUGAUUUCUACCAAGGGGUACAAGAGAGAGGACACAACAAUGGAGCAUGCCUUAUACAUGCAACUCCAGGGAACUUCUAUGGGAGACUUUUUCCGAACAAUUACAUCAAUUUCUUUCAUUCUUCCAGUAGUCUUCAUUGGCUCUCACAGGCUCCAGAAGAAUUGACUACGGGAGAAGAACCACUAAACAAGGGUCAUAUUCAUAUAACAAAUACAAGCCCUGAAAUAGUCUAUAAAGCAUAUUUUGAGCAAUUUCAAAGAGAUUUUAAAUUGUUUCUAAGAUCACGUUCAGAUGAACUAACUGUUGGUGGAAGUAUGUUACUAUCUUUCCUUGGAAGAGAAAAUUCUUUAUUUGAAAUAGGUACUUCAGGAGCCUUAAUUGGGAUGAUACUCAAUGACAUGGUCUUAGAGGUAUGGCUAAAAGAAAGAGACAUUGUCUUAGGACUUCUUCUUCAGCAACAACACCCCAAUAAUCUGUUUCUGCACGUCACAGCGACCUUAUAUCGCAGCAUGUUGACCAUGUGCAACAGCUUAGUGAGUCUAUACCGCAGCAUAGUGAGCCUAUACCGCAGCACAAUGAGCCUAUACCGCAGCAUAGUGCACCUAUAAUCAAGGAGGUUCAAAAUCAACAGCCCACACAACGUGCUCAGAAGUCUACAAAAAAAUGGGACAUGGACCUUAUUGGUAUGCGAUUCAUUUCUUAACACUUUCUACAAUAUUUUCCUUUGCACAUACAACUAGUUAACAUACAUCAUUCUUGUUUAGUUUGUAAUUUUUGAAAUAAUUAUUACUUUUCAAAAUCAUAAGCUUCAAUACAUUAGUACUUUUCUCAUAAGAACUUAAUAUAUAUAUAUAUAUAAUUUCACAUAGGCAUUAAUGUAGUUCCUUAUUUCAUCUUCCAUAAAAAUUCAAAUAUUCUCAAUUUGAUGUGUGUGAAGUUCAAAAGUAGCAGGAUAUGGUUACAAAUUGACCACCAGUAGAAAAUACCCCAUCAGAUCUGGCCCCAUCGUUUAUUGGGUAUUUCAGCACAGAAUUUACAUUACUAGCUAGCUUGGUAAUAAGUCAUCUUUUUGUGAUGGACAUGAUUAAAUUUGUGUAUUGCAAUGUCUCUAUCUCCAUGAUUUGGGAUAUCUUCCUUCCGAACCUUGUGAAUAAUUCAUGCAUGAUGUCUUUGCCAAACGAAAAUGAGAAAAGAGGUUCCAUGACAGCUCUGAGGGACUUGGAAAUCAAAUCUCCUCUCACUUUGUUAUCAAGAAUAGAAACAUCAAUGUCAUCUGGAAGGUGUGAAUUCCAACUUAUUUGAAUAGUUUUCAAUGUUUGAAUGGUAAAUGAUCCUUCUUCCUCAAUUAUUUGUUUAACUUCCUCCAUCGUAGGACAAUAUAAAGGCAUAUUAAAGCAAUCC